UUUUCUCUCAUCGUUUUCCCACACCCAGAAAAUUUUCUCGCCAGCCAAACGAGAUCCGUGAGAAUUUUCUCAUCGCUCAAAGAGAAAAAUCCGAGCUGAACAGAUUAGAAACAAGAAAAGUGCAGCUUUUCCGGGAAAAUUCCGUUCUCAAACCCAGAAAAUUUUCUCACCAACCCAACAACAACACUCACAAACCCACCCGGAAAGAAAAAAUUCCAGACCAGAGAAGAACUUCGAAUAUACCCAGCGAGAGAAACCAGUGUGAUUUUCCGGGAAAAUCUUUCUGGAAAACCAAAUAUCUGAAGGUAAAAGGAAAGAAAAAUAGAUUCGGAGGGAAAGAAUGUGUCUGAUGUGCUUAUGCGACGAGCAAGAGACAGAACUGGGAAGACAGCAAGCCCCAGGGACGUGUCCGUACUGCGGAGGUAAAGUACACGCGCUCGACGUCGAGAGCAAAUGGAACUUCUGUUUCGUGACACUCUGUUUCAGGAUCAAGAGGAGAUACCAUUGCUCUUCUUGCGAUCGUCGUCUUGUUCUUUAUCACUGAAAAUAAUUGCCCUGAUUUCUCAAUUAUAAUUAUUUGCGGGAAAUAAUUUGAUCCGAUGUGUACCGGUUUGGUACUUGUACCGGUUACGGUUAGGUGCGGCCCAAUGAAUCCCUGUCGUGAAAUCCGGCAUGGUUUUGUAACCCUUUCGGGGUUAUGAUUCUCGAUGGUACUUAGAUGUUUUAGUUCUUUUUAUUGUCUGCGUGUGGGGCCCCUUGAAGCCGGUUCAAAUAACUAUGGGGCCUUUUAUCUAUUAUGAUGUUUUUUCAAUGUUGUAACCAUUAAUAGUGUAAUCGUGGUUAGUAUUAUGAUUUUCUCUUUCGGAGCGUUUAAAAUACUUUUUUUUUU
Molecule: messenger RNA, 889 nt
Organism: Tarenaya hassleriana
Lineage: Eukaryota; Viridiplantae; Streptophyta; Magnoliopsida; Brassicales; Cleomaceae
Exons: 1
Coding region: 341-544 (67 amino acids)
Source: RefSeq, a predicted model, not a curated record